Messenger RNA from Bubalus bubalis (water buffalo), 2072 nucleotides. RefSeq names its product FLVCR heme transporter 1 (gene FLVCR1). The transcript is spliced from 10 exons. NCBI's taxonomy places the organism in Eukaryota, Metazoa, Chordata, Mammalia, Artiodactyla, Bovidae. The record is from RefSeq and is a predicted model, not a curated record. Gene Ontology annotation, cellular component: mitochondrion; membrane. Gene Ontology annotation, molecular function: heme binding; heme transmembrane transporter activity. The coding region runs from base 156 to 1817 and encodes 553 amino acids. Gene Ontology annotation, biological process: transmembrane transport; mitochondrial transport; heme export.
GCUCCCCCAGCUGGGGAGACCGUCGCAGGAGCGCCGGCCGAGGGGUAGGGGUUUUGGGGGUGGCUGCCGGGAGGGCCUUGGGGCGCAAGCUGGGGGAGAGGUAUAGGGCGGGGAGGAGAGCGGGGGCGCCCGGCGGCUCCGGGGAGCCCGGGGACAUGGCGCGGCCGGACGAUGAGGAGGGGACCGCGAUGGCGAACGGACACCCGCCGGCGAACGGAUACCUCCCGGUCCCGAGAGACGCGCCGGCCGGAAAGGUGAGCGCGGAGACGCAGAACGGGCCCACGGCCGGCUGUCUGGCCUUGAAAGGGGUUUCUCGGGACAGCCCCAAGGCCACCGCCUCGGGAACCCCGAAGACUCCGCUGGCCCCGGAGGAGGAGACCCAGGCCCGGCUGCUGCCCAAGGACCCGGGCGAGGAGACCCCGGGGGGCGAGGGCACGCUGGUGCCGCGGAUCGCGCUCUCCCCGAGGCGCUUUGUGGUGCUGCUGAUUUUCAGUGCCUACUCCCUGGUGAACGCCUUCCAGUGGAUCCAGUACAGCAUCAUCAGCAACGUCUUCGAGGGCUUCUACAACGUCUCCUCGCUGCACAUAGACUGGCUGUCCAUGGUGUACAUGCUGGCCUACGUGCCCCUCAUCUUCCCAGCAACCUGGCUGCUGGAUACCAGAGGCCUGCGGCUCACCGCCCUGCUGGGCUCCGGCCUCAACUGCCUCGGCGCCUGGAUCAAGUGCGGCAGCGUGCAGCAGCAUCUCUUCUGGGUCACCAUGCUGGGCCAGUGCCUGUGCUCUGUGGCCCAGGUGUUCAUCCUCGGCUUGCCCUCCCACAUCGCUUCAGUGUGGUUUGGGCCCAAGGAGGUGUCCACAGCUUGCGCCACCGCUGUGCUAGGCAAUCAGCUUGGAACUGCAGUUGGCUUUUUGCUGCCACCAGUUUUAGUGCCCAACACACAGAAUAACACACAACUGCUGGCUCGUAAUAUCAGCACCAUGUUUUAUGGAACAUCAGCUGUCGCCACACUUUUAUUUAUUUUAACAGUAAUUGCAUUCAAAGAAAAACCUCAAUAUCCACCAAGCCAGGCUCAAGCAGUUCUCCAAGACAGUCCACCUGGAGAGUACUCCUAUGUGAAAUCAAUAAGGAACCUAUUUAAAAACAUUCCUUUUGUCCUUUUAUUGAUCAGUUAUGGUAUCAUGACUGGAGCAUUUUAUUCAGUCUCAACAUUAUUAAAUCAAAUGAUACUGACACAUUAUGAGGGAGAAGAAGUGAAUGCUGGAAGGAUUGGGCUAACAUUAGUAGUAGCUGGAAUGGUGGGAUCUAUUCUUUGUGGCUUAUGGCUGGAUUACACCAAGACAUACAAACACACUACCCUGACUGUUUACAUUCUGUCUUUUGUUGGAAUGGUCGUCUUUACUUUCACACUGAGCCUUGGACACAUUAUCAUCGUCUUUGUCACUGGAGGGUUGCUUGGUUUCUUCAUGACUGGUUACCUCCCCUUGGGUUUCGAAUUUGCUGUUGAAAUCACUUACCCUGAGUCUGAAGGGACUUCAUCCGGUCUUCUUAAUGCUGCCGCACAGAUAUUUGGAAUCUUAUUCACAUUGGCUCAAGGAAAGCUUACAUCAGCAUAUGGUCCUAGAACGGGGAACGUUUUCCUCUGUGGUUGGAUGUUUGUUGGCAUCAUUUUAACAGCAUUAAUCAAGUCCGAUCUGAAAAGACACAAUAUAAAUAAAGGAAUUACAAAUGGCGAUAUUAAAGCUGUACCAGUUGAUAGCCCCACAGAUCAAGAGUCAAAAACUGUCCUGAUGUCCAAACAGUCAGAGUCAGCAAUUUGACGUGAAAGGAAAAGUAACAUCAUGUGAUAAUUGAAUAGUAAAGCCUGGUUUAUAGGUUAUGGAGAAUGGACACUUACUUGAAAAUUAUUAUGUGACUCCUAAAUGCAGUUACUGUUUUUUUAUUUAAUUGUUAAUUUAAAGUACUUUUGCUGACAUUCUAACAUAGAAAGUAGAAGCUUAGGAGGCUUUCUAAAAUGAUAAUAUGGAGGUCCAUGCCCUUCAAAUUGCAUAGGAGUACAUACAAUUUGUUUAUUU